Peronospora belbahrii is the source of this 249-nucleotide messenger RNA. Lineage: Eukaryota; Oomycota; Peronosporomycetes; Peronosporales; Peronosporaceae. The record is from the annotation of a GenBank genome assembly.
AUGGGUCGAAGAAAGAAAUCCACUAAGAAGAUCCAAACGCGCAAGAAGCAAGUGGUCUCUACAGUGUUUAAAUGUCCCUUUUGUUCCCACGACGAGGCCGUCGAGUGUAAAAUGGAUCGUGAACGUAACAUUGGUCACUUGUCCUGCCGCGUAUGUACCGAAAGCUUUCAGACUCCAAUUCAUUAUUUGAGUGCACCAAUUGACGUCUAUACGGAUUGGAUUGACGAGUGUGAGGCUUUGAAUGCAUAG